UUGAAGACUUCAAAAGUAAAAAAGAAAUUGAUCAUUUAUUUAAAAUUUUCUCCAGGCUGGAAUAACUGGGUUUAAAUUAUUGUUUGAAUUACAUGUAAAUAUAUCAAUGUAGAGUUUCACUAUAUUAUUCUUUUCAAACAUUAUCAAUUCCAAAAAAUAUUGGCACCCCCAAUUAAAAUGCAAUGAUAGGUUUAAUCAAAUCACAGCGCUGAAAAGUUUAUCGCAAAACUAUGGAACCUUUUCUGUCUUUCCCUGAAUGUACGGUAUAUUCAUAAGAAACUUUGAUUAGGAUUUAUCUUCACCCAGAUCUUAACAUCCCGGCAGAAGAAAUCAGAUAUUGAAUUAAAUUUAUGAUGCUGCUAGUCUUCCAUUUAAACUGCUGCAAAUUAUUUGAAACUCACAGCAUCGAUGAUGUGUUUGAAUAGAUUUUGUACUUGUGUAUUUUUAUAUAUGGGACGUGGUAGCUUAGUGGUUAAGGUUUUGGACCACUUCUCCACCACCAAGUAUCCACAGCUGUGCCCUUUUACAAAGCAUCACUUCUCCAGGGUUCUUAUCUGAUUCUCCCUAUUUUCUCUCAUCUCCCCAAAGCAUGCAGGUGGAUGAACCUUCCCCAUGAACUUCCCCAUGAUGUGAACAAUAUGUUUUUCCACUUACAAAUUUCAUUUUCCCCUUCAUAUAUCCUUGAAAGGUGUAAAUCUUUUUGCUUCUUCGUGUAUCUAGUUUCUCUGGGUACAAAUGACACAUAUCUUUUCUAUCUAUCUAUUCUCUUGAAGGUUGCCAAUAAUCGUGACUUCACAGCAGAAAGGCAUAAGACUCAGAAGCAUGUGAUAUGAUGCGUCCGUCUUUCCAGCUGUCAUGGCAUUGCAACAGCUUUCUCGACUACAUGCAUUCGUGCACGUUCACUAAUCUGAGUGAGAUAUUGAAUUUCUAAAGCAGAUUUCUAAAAUGCAUUUAACAAAAAAAAGAAAAAAUAAACAACAACAACAAUAACAACAACCCACCUGGUGAAAUACGCAGGCGUCGUUUAAACACUCGUCUUCCAGCUGUGACUUAAUUCCAGCUACAUGUAGACUUUAAUGUAGACCACCUCUGACAUUUAGAAGCAGAUCCCACUGGGAGGUGUAGUUUUAACCCAACAGUGAUAUGGAAUAUUAUUAUUAGUACCAGGCGUCAGUGAAGAGGCUAUAUCCAUUCAUGGCUAUAAAUAAUACAUGAUCUAACCUGUGACGGAUAAGGUCAGGAGUCUACAUGGUACUAUAUAUUUCAGUGAUUGGGAACAGAUCACACGAUGCGAACUGCAUUUCCCAGAAUGCAUCCUCACUUCUGCAGCCACAACAUCUGGAUUACGGCGCGUGCAUGAUAAUAAUUACACCUGUCGUGAAUAGAGCUCGUGCCGUCUGAAUAGAAAAUUAUAUCCGACACACUGACUAAUUAAGCCGGAGUGUCUCAUUACGGAUAGAUGAUCUGGUCCGGGUUGAAUUAUUCAUCGCAAGGUAAACAAGGUGAUGAGAGGAAAUGGUGAUUAAUGCUGGGGUUUUUAUAGACAAGCCCCUGUCCUGCUCUCCGGCUGCGCACGCGCGCGUCUGUGCGCUAUAGUGCACGGUUAUAAACAUGAUAUAAACAGGAUUAUACUGAUUAUAAGGAGACAUUAGUGAUGGGUACGGUGCUGCACGAGAGGUCUAGACAUAAUGACCCCAGUCAUCUCCGGACAUGUAAUAACCGGGCAAAGAGGAAAUCAUCAGGAUCGGGAUCAAGUCAAAGGAACGCUCACCCUGAUAUGCCACAAAAUGCAGAACAAGGCCCAGAACAUGAUUCUUUGCUAUUGGAGAAUGGUUCACAAUCCCGUGAGAUGAGGAUGAUCUCUACAGCUGCCGUUAUUCAUCCAAGUAAGAUGCUGAACAAGCCAAAGUACAAACUCUCCUCCGUUAAACAUCCACUGGAAAGACGCUGCAAACAGAAGACGAGGCAAAGCGGUGAAAAAGACACGAUGCCGGUGCACCUGCCUCCUGUGUCUGUGCCGAGACAUGAGUCAACAAAGCAAGUGACACCCGAGGACACGGAUAGCGGCAGUGACCUUUCAGACAUGGAGAGGCUCGCACAGUCUGCGUCCAUCUCUGAUCCGCCGCUACUACACCUACGAGAAGAAGUCAUCAAUCCCUCCGACUUCCAACCUUCAUGUGCUCCGUCUAGGUCGCAUGCCAUCUCCCGUGACAACUACCCUGACUUCUUGCCUCCGCCUUUUAACUCCUGGAGUCUCAGAGACCUGGCAGUGUAUUUAAACACGGAUGGUAAAAACAUCUCUCGCUCCAAGCCUAGCAACCAUUUUGAGAGAUACUUGGACCGACUUUUGCAGCUUGAAUGGCGGCAAAUCAUGACGCUUCAUGAGGAGAGCAGCAAGUCUACGUGGCUUGUUCGGCGUAGACGGCAUUUCAACCUCAGUGCCCCGAAAAGCAUCCUGCAGUGCCAGCGUGCCUUCCCCUUCACCUUACUGUCAUCUGUUCAUCCACAAAUCUCAAACCGUUACCCAGUCUCCGGAUGCACGUACCCUCACCACACGCACCCGGUGACGGAAAAAAGUGUUUCUAGAAGGAGCAGCAGUGAGACUCGGGCUCAUCGACUCAACAGAUUCAGCGAUUCAUCUUUGGACCAUCUGAAACGCAUGCAGGCAAUCGGGAACAUCCGUAACCCACCAACGCACAGUCCUCACAUCAACAGUCCUACAGGUCUAGAUGCUCAGAGGAGAAAAACCUCGGCGGGAAGGAGCCGAUCCUGUGGGGACGAGAGCAAAGAUGGCUGUAGAAGAAUGAGAGCUGAUAGAAGAACAGAACCUCGGCGUGUGAUAGAAUCGAAAUCAUUAGAUGUUACUGGUUCUGAGACAGAACCAGUCGCUGGAAGGACCGCUGGGAAACACAAGCACGUCGAGUUUGUUUUUCAGGAACAAGAAAUGACAUGAAUGUUCUCAUUUAAAGCACUGUUUACAUAGUAAUAUCUACAAUAAAGUGUUUACAUAGUGUUUCACUUCCUAAGCGUGUUCUAGGAAGAGAUGAAGAUAUAAAAACCAGCGAAUAAACUAGAAUAUUUAAACCAAGGUUCCUCAGUUUUCGUGUUUGGGAAAACAUUUGAAUAUUCUGUGUCUUCAAUUAUUAUUAUUUGCAUCUUUUUCAAAUGACAACUAUUUUAAAAAGCUAAGAACAUCAAACUAUUAAAAGAACCUCAAUAAGAACCCCACAGAGGAACAUUUACAUUUACAUUUACAGCAUUUGGCAGACGCCCUUAUCCAGAGCGACGUACAUAAGUGCUUAAAUCUCUAACAUUGAAUACAUUUGUUUUAAUACUAAAGGUUGUUUUUCUAAUAAAAAAGAAUGUAUUUCUGUGAAUGGAAGCAAAUUUCAGUCAGGUUUCUCAUAUGUUCGACGGUUGGUUCAUUUUUUUCACUUCAUACAGGUUCUCGGACUCGCCUAAGUCUUCAACAUAAAACCUACAAUUAAGAGUUUCCUCUAUAUUAUUGGUCUAGAUUAUUGAAGAUUAUUUUCUUUGAGGUCAUUAAUGAUGGUUAAUAGAUUUAAUACAUGGUUUGUAUUCAGCUGUGUUCAUUAUAUUC
Tachysurus fulvidraco (yellow catfish) is the source of this 3601-nucleotide messenger RNA. It is a transcript of the gene fam217bb, whose product is annotated as family with sequence similarity 217 member Bb. The transcript has 4 exons. The coding region runs from base 1655 to 2953 and encodes 432 amino acids. NCBI's taxonomy places the organism in Eukaryota, Metazoa, Chordata, Actinopteri, Siluriformes, Bagridae. The record is from RefSeq and is a predicted model, not a curated record.